AUGUAUGAUGAAUUUAAUCUACAUCCAAUAAUUGAAACAACUCAUUCCUAUGAUCAUUCAUAUAAAUCAAAACAAAGUUCGAUAGAUAUCAGUAAAAUUGUUCAUAUUCAAAAUGUAUAUAAUAAUGAUAGUAACAAUAAUGGUACAAGUAGUAGUAGUAGUACUACUACCACUGCAUCAUCAAUAUGUCACAAUCGUGAAGAUGAUCAACUCACACCAAAAACGAUUACACAUAACGACCAUUAUUUAUCACACGCCACAUCGAAUUUGAUUGAAAUCAAUCAGAAACAAAAUGUUAAACAAUUAUCAACAUUAUUUCCGAAUAAAAUAGAGCAACAACAAGUUUUUGAUUAUAACAGUACAACAACACAGCUAUUAUCAAACGCUCGCCACGAGAAAAUUUCUCAUACAACAACUACCCAUAUUCCAUGUUUAGUAUGCGGUGAUGAAUCAAGUGGCUUUCAUUAUGGUGUUAUUUCUUGUGAAGGUUGCAAAGGCUUUUUUCGUCGUUGUAUAACUCAAGGCAUGUCACAUUAUUGUAAUAAUACGGGCGACUGUGAAAUAACAUCAUUUAGUCGUAAUUCCUGUCAAUAUUGUCGAUUAAAAAAAUGUUUUAAUGUUGGUAUGAGUCGUCAAGCAUCACGAUUAGGUCGACGACCUAAACGGCCACGGUUUGAUACUAUAAAUAUAAUUGAAAAUGUUAAAGAACCGGUAGCAAAUUCGUUAUCAUUAUCAAGAAUAUUUGAACAAGAAAUUCAAUGCCAACAACAAAUUAAAUUUAUGAAUGAAGAUUCAACUAUAUUUAAAGAAAAAAUAUGGUCCAAUAAAAACAUUAAACAAAUUUCAUCAAUCAAUAGUAGCGAGUCAGUUGCGCCGACAACGUCAAAGGUAAAUUUUUCAGAUUGUUUUCUUCAACGGCAUCAAAUAAAAAUCGUACCAGAAAUUCAUCAAGAAAUUCUAAGAAAAUUAUCGACAAUGUUAAUUUAUCAAGAUAAGCUUUUGACAAAUAUUGAAAUCAACGAGUUUGAUCAUAUAGCCAACGUUAUUAUUAAUGCUCAUCUGCAAUUUUCUAUAUAUACAUUUGAAAAAAUUCAAGUUCAAAUUAGAAAAAAUUCACUAAUCAGUGCAGAUAUAAUUAUUGACAAUUUUAAUUCUGAUCCAGAAUCAGCAUGGAUCCAUUGGCAAUUGAAUUGUCGACUUGAAAAUAUUUUAAACUUAUUUAAACAAAAUCCAUUUUUUCAACAGAUUUCAUACAAUGAUCAAGUUUGUUUAUUUCGAUAUGGAGCCUUUGAAACUAUACUUGCCAAUUGGUUUGUACUAUUCAAUGUAAAACGUCAAGUAAUGCUAACACCAGAUUUUACAGCUUAUAUGAACAGAGAUUGUAUAGAAAAGAUAAAAGUAUUAGGCGUAUUUAUGUUAGAAAUAUUUGAUUUGGGAAUGAAAGCAAGUCACAUUCAAUGGAGAGAUAGUGAUAUUGCUUUGUUUAGUGCAGUUUUACUGAUGAAUCCAGAAAGGUUAGAUUUAUGUAAUAGAGAGCAGAUUGGACAGAUCGAAAGUAAACUGCUGCAAGUUUUGUACAGACAUUUACGUAACAGUCAUCCAAAUGAACCGGAAAUAUUCUUGAAUAUGCUUCAAUUGAUACCAAUAAUUCAAGAAAUCAAUCAAAGCCAUUUGAAGGCAAUAAAACACAUCAAAAAAUAUAACAAAGAACUUUUUAAUUCCUUACCAGAUAUCUAUCAAAAAACUUAUCAAGAACUGUCGCUAUAG
Molecule: messenger RNA, 1767 nt
Organism: Rotaria socialis
Lineage: Eukaryota; Metazoa; Rotifera; Eurotatoria; Philodinida; Philodinidae
Source: the annotation of a GenBank genome assembly